AUGAAUUCGAUCGAUGACCUCGCGUUUCGUCUGGGACAAGUUUGUGGUGCGAUCCAGUCCUAUCAGCCUCGGGUACCAGAACCACCUAUCAUCACCGUAUCUGGAUCGAAUGCCUCCCUGCAACUCGACGGAAAGUCCUCUGCGGCAAAGAACGACUCAGUGCCAGGUCUGCGGAUCCUCAGGGAAGAAAUAAACCGUGAGUGCGCAGUCUUAGAGAAGUUUCUUGAAGAUCCGACACGAUCAGGAGGCAGUCCAUCUCUCUCUACUAAUGCACCGUAUCUCAUCGCGGUAUGGCAAGAACUUGUCCAUAGCCACUCCCCGAUUGCACUUUAUCGAAGCUUUUUCCACGGGAAUCGUAGUCAGGGACGUAUACCCAACAGGCGCAAGCCGUCCAAUCGGCCUGUCAAGGUCGAUGUCGUUAGUGAAAACGGGGCACGUUGGAUACGAAUUAACACCAUAAAAAACUCGAGACUCUUGAUGGAGUUCCAUGAGCUGGAUUCAUACCUGACCAGCUCCUCAGACGAAGAAGGCGAUCAUGACAACUUCACACAUCGUAGAAACCUCACCCGUUCUGCUACUAACCAAGAACUCGAAAAUUCUGUGCUUCAAAUGGCACGAGAACUUCUUGCUGCCGCUGAAGCCAAUCCUCUUCCCGUUUCGGGACGCACCCCACAAAUAACUUUGCGCCUAACACGUCUCAAUCCAACGCUCGUAGAUGAUUCCGGCGUGGAGGCCGACCCUAGAAUAGCUGGGACUAUAAAACACUUGCGGGACAUAGGCAUUGACGUACAACUUGGAGAACGAUCCGGGGCACUCCUAGAUGAUUACCAUGGAAUACAGCAAAUCGAGCUGGAACCAACUAGUAACAUCAAUUUGGACCUGUCUGCUUUGAUUGCGCUUGUCUCGGAUAUAUCCCAUGCAUUCUUACCUCGUAGUCCCGAUGAAUCGCAAACAAGAUAUGGAUACUGGAAGCUUGCCCACAAGGAGAUGUCAACGGAGAAGGCCCUGAAGACGACCAAUAAUCAUGAGGCGUACAACGACGCUCAUGCGACGAAACUGCGGGCAACAGAAGAAAGCGAACAGACACGAGCACUCUCACGACAGGCCACCCAGGAAAUGCACAGGGGUUUUCUACAAGACAUGCGCGAUCGCUUGUCACCCUUGGCUCAAUGCACGUCAAAUUGUGCUCAGCAACGUGUCCCUGAUGUUUUCCCCGACAGUUCAACAAAUCAUAGCCUGGAUAUGAGUAACAUCAAGUUUUGGACGACGGCAGAGGCACGCCAACGCUGCCUACAAAUUGUUGCGAAGAUCGGAGGCCCCCGGGAACGACGGCGCGCCCAUGCACUCCUAGCUGUGCACGAUUGUUUCGGGUCUUCGGAAACGGUGGAAAGAUGGGAUAGGGCAGCAGCUGAGGCGGCGUAUUGGAGCGACUCACGUUAUCCAUUUGGCUUUCUUCCUUUGAUUCCCGUACACAUUUUAUCAUCUUGUGAUGCGGUCGCUUCCACCCCCUGGGACGGUGACAUCAAUACCAAAUCAACCCCGCUUCCAUCGUUGUCAGAAUUCUUCUCAGCUCUCUCGGCGACGUGCGCCAAGCUUCUGACCGAUAAUUCAGAUUCGCGACUUUGUACACAGAGGCCGAUCAUUCCUGAGGAAAGUCAUCCAGAUCCUGACGCCCUGCAGGACUUCUCCAAUGACUGCCCCGCUGACAUUCCCCCUGCUCCUACGCUCAUCACUUCGAAACUCACGGCACACACAGUAGAAAGCAUGUAUGCUGGCGCCUCCAGGGGGUGGACCACUCUCACGGCGAACCGCACGAGCGCAAGGGUGCUCCUGAGAAGAAUGGGAAAGAGCUUAGAUACUUUACAACGCGGUUGCAGUGGUACAACCGCUAUUUCCCCCGCGGCGAUUUGGCUAGUGGACCCUCGCAGUCUUGCAGAGGGCAUGCAUAUUGACAACAGCAACUGA
This is a messenger RNA of Pisolithus orientalis, 1965 nucleotides long. RefSeq lists its product as uncharacterized. The transcript is spliced from 3 exons. Bases 1 to 1965 code for a protein of 654 amino acids. The record is from RefSeq and is a predicted model, not a curated record. Lineage: Eukaryota; Fungi; Basidiomycota; Agaricomycetes; Boletales; Pisolithaceae.